GAUGCCGGUCGCCCACACACUGGAUCGCCCUUGGGGACGACCGCCGUCAUGGAGAUUGCAUUCUCGGAUCAGCAGUCCAUCCGCCCUUCGUUCGUUCUGGACUCGGGGCAAUGUGUUCACCUCUCGGAUCCUCAUGUCUCAGUGCAGCGUCAUUCCGGCCAGUCGAAUCCCAGGCAACUUGGUUCGGCGGACUCGUCGGAACCUGGCUCCGGUCCGGUCGUCGAUGGCCUUUACGACGAUCUCCUAUAUAUUUCCAAGGAUCAUUCUCGGCCCCCAGUCGUGGUGUGGACUCGCUCGGGCAUCAUCAAGCAGACCCUGACCCUGGACACCCCAAGAUCCGAUCCGUUGCCUCAGCCGCUGGCUUCGCAGGCAGCGAUCGCAUUCGAGCCAGAUCUGGAUCUGGAGCAACACCAUGAUUUCAAUCGCGAUCAAGACGGCGAUCAACACCAAGCCAGAGAUCAGGAAAACAUCGCUCGAUUUCAUCUGUCGAGAAGGGACGAUUCUUCCAGCGCCCGUGAUUCUUUAUCGAGCUCUGGUGCCUCGACUGCAGUUCAGGCCGCUUGGGUCUACUUUCCGGCCGACACCUCUCCAGCCAAGGAUUCACAUCAAGAUUCAUCCGAUUCUCUGAUCAAGGCACUCUGCGUUUUGUUUCCAGAGUAUUUGCAGAUACAGUAUCUCUGUGGUCGGCAGUACGUCACUCCUCUGCCUUUUGCCAUGCAACGGCUUUGGCCUCUCGGUUGCGGAGUUUUACUCGAGCGCAAGGAAGCAGCAUCCGGCGAGUCGCUACUAGGAUCCUCAUCCCUGUAUAUUCUUGAGCAUCCUUUGGAUAGUUUGCGCGCUGUCUCCAUCAGCGAACAACCAUAUCCUAUUCUCAGUCUGUCGGCCCACCGAUCGGCCCACCACCAAGAUGGGGGCUGUGCUGAUCCUAUGCCCACGGGCUCCACCUGGACUGGGCAGCCUGAAUCAACCCCAUCCGAAACCAUGCUGAGAAUGUCCGACUCGCUGGCCUCCAUUGUCGGGCAGAGGAUCGUGCAUAUCUACAUCGAUGGCCCAAGACAUUCAGGGUCCGGUUCCAAGAUAUUGUUGACUUCCCACUCGCCGACGACGAUGAGAUAUUACAUAUGGAGCCUUGUCUCGUCAACGGCUGGACCAGAAGAAGCAGUCGCUCCGACCUUUGUUCAUAUGAGCACUGCACCUUCAACAACUGCAGCGGAGAAAGAUAAUGGAAGCACGGCACACAAUCCAAAACUGGAUAACCAGCGGUGCAGUAAUCGAGCCUCACCCGCGACAGUCCUUGAUCGCCCUUCACAAUUUCGACUCCUAUGCAUAUCAUGUGUAACGCACAGUUCCGUGUACUCUCCCUCCCAACUCCCAUUCCUCACGACUACGCCGGUCUCAGGGUACUAUUUAUGGUGGAUCAUGAACAGCCAGCGACAACAGCUUUGCUGUUUGCCGCUAAGUGUCGAUGCACCGAUACACAAUUCUGUGGACGGGAGUGUACCAGAGUUUGGAGCACGCCGCUCCUAUCGGGCCCUCACCGCCGUUCCAGUCACGGCAACAAGAUUAGGCGACCAGGAUGUCCUGAUUCUCCAGCCCGACAACACUCUCGCACUUUGGUGCGGCCUCGAGGAUCCGAUUCCAUGCACAAUGCCUCGCAAUUUCCAGCGCCGUGCUUCAGAGACCUUUCCGUCUUUCGUCUCGACCAAGCGACGUCGCUCAUCGUCGACUGAGGAUCCCCCUCAAGCCACGAGCCAAGCCGCGAGUCAAGCCCCAAAUCACGGCACCGGGCCAUUGCCGGAAACACUUCGUUCCCCCUCGAAAGAAUCCCGAGUUUGCGAUCUGCGCCUUGUCUUGGGCAAUCGAGUAGAUGUAGUCUUAUCGGACGGAAACUCUGUGCGAAUCGCACUCCAGUUUUGCUCCGAGGAGCCUCUUGUCAAACAGUGUAUAGCUGCCUUGCGAACGGUCCUACCUGCCAGGUCGCUGACACCCUUCUUGAGGCGGCAUCUACUCUGCCAACACUCGCUUCAGUAUGAGGAGGAACUGAGCUACGGACUGACUCCAUGGGAGCGCUUUUUGAUUGUGCUUUUCUCUUUUUUACAUGGACCCGCCCCAACGGUAACGAUCGUGGGGGAUUGUGCUAACAAGCAUGGCUCAACAGCAAGCUCACAACCCUUUCAGGAGCUACUCAAUCGGCAGCCUGUUGAUUUCGGAUGCCCCGAAUAUGAAUGCUUGAAUGCGAGUGCCGACUGCCGUCCGAGCACAACUCUUUCCAUCAGCAGUCGCCUUGAGUAUCUUUACACCAUAUCGUUGCGGUUGAAAAGUCGUUUCUAUCCCUUGGAGCCGGACAUCACCGGAGACGGCCCCCUGAUUUUGCUCACUUUGCAUUUGGUGUACGAGGAUCUCAAACUCAAUACCCUGCGGGAGCAGGCUCGUGGUCACUUGGGCGCUGCUCUCUGCGUGCUGGCUCACCGAAUCCAAUGGAAAUCAUACGUCGACUACUACCGCCGUGACGGCGUCUUUCACUCCGAUGUUUUUAAAGGGUCAGCCCGACCAGAGUCCCUUCAUCAAUCCCUCCAAAUCUUGAUACAUGCUGCGCCCAACAUCUUCGAAUGGCUUUCUGAUAGCGUUGCUGGCAAGGAAGUCAAACCUUUUCUGGAUCUGGGGCAACUCUCAGAAGUUGUGCAGCGCAACCAGGAUGCAGCUGUCUCAAAGAUAGCCACCGGUUUCUACGACCCUGCUGAGGCCGUUUUCUCAGUCCUCAAAUCGAGUCUUGAUUGCAACUUGGCAUGCGCACAAACCACCCGAAUCGUCUGUUUUUACAAGGUUAUCUCGGAUCCAGACUUUGACCGGCAUCCAGAGGCCCUGAUAGCCGCAAUGAGUCUGUGUCGGUUUCAGCAUGCGGAUUUGCUGCUACUUCCAGAAGGUGUCGCUAUUCCACUGCGCGAAGCCCUCUUCCGCAUCCGAAGCACGCCGCCUUCAGAACAAAUCACUCGCACCUGGCCCAUGGAGGCCUUCAAACUGAUCGGUCGCGAAGAUCUUGCCGAACAGAGGGCUACCAUCAAAAAUCUCCUCAAAGCACGAUGCUUUUCGCUGAAGCGAUCAUCCAAUUCGGCUUCUGAGGGCGCAACGCACAGCAAGAUGGAUACAAGCAUCGUCUCUCGACUCAGAUUUAUGAUUGAUGAUCGAAUCAAAGAUGUCCAGGACAUGCUUGGGGUCAAUCCGAGGCCUUGUGAAAUGGAUAUCCAUAUUGAUGGGGAAAUGAGCGAGCACGACAUUGCGAUCGAGCAACAGUCUCGCCUGAUGAUCCUCGCCAAUCGGGUUCUCUCGCUCCCAUUCGGACGAGCGGCUUUGAUGUUCAAGUCAACGCCAUUUCACUCUAACAGCCAAAUCAAGUCGUUGAGGCCGAUUUCCAUAUCAGCCAAGAUGCCGCCUGUGGGCUCGGUUGUGACUUUAGACCUGACUCAGUGUCUACCUGAUUUUCUGGAAGGACCGGAAUUUCACGAAGGUGUUGCAGAUGGACUUUGCGUUGAUGCAAACGAGAGCGAGCUCGAUGGCGCGUGGAUUGCCUUCAACAAGCCCGACGAUCUCGACCCACAUCAUGCCGGAUUCCUAUUUUCGAUGGGGCUUCUUGGUCAUCUCCGAAAUCUGGUUCAAUGGCGCGGCUUCCACUAUCUCACCCCAAAGCACCCAAGCACAGUAAUGGCCUAUCUCCUAGGACUUGGGGCGGCCCACGUUUCCACCUGCGAAGAGCAAGUUGCUCGUAUACUCUCCGUUCACAUCCCUGGCCUGCUCCCUCCAAGCUCUCUUGAACUCCAGAUUGCACCUAUCAAUCAGGCUGCUGCGACGUUUUCUCUCGGCCUCGUAUACAUGAGUAGCAUGCACAAUGUCAUGGCCAAGUCCAUGCUCGAUGAGAUGCAGAGCCACACUCGCUCCGACACAGACUCGGCCGACUCUUGCCAAGAGAACCUGGCUCUGUGUGCUGGAUUUGCCUUCGGCAUGAUCACGCUCGGUCACGGCAGCAAAAUCGGCGGCAUCGAUAGUGGGAAGGCUGUUCAACGGCUCGUUGCGAUGCUGGAAUCAAGCACCAGUCAAGAAACGUCCUUACAUGGUCAAGUCUGGUAUCGCAGAUCAUACAGCGGCGGCAACUUUGCGACACCCGAGCGCUCGAGUCGAAGCACGGCCUGGUUGACUUCAAGUGUUUCCCCCGAUGUCGUUGCACCCGCUGCAGCUGUGGCGCUCGGACUGGCUUUUUUGAAGACAAACAACCGACAAAUCGCCAACCGAUUGGCCAUUCCAACCUCGCUCUACCACCUUGACUUUCUCCCUCCAGAUCAAAUUGCCUUGAGAAUCCUCUGCCGCAACCUGAUCUUAUGGAGCUAUAUCGAGCCGACAGAACGCUGGAUUCGAUCCCAGAUUCCAGAGUCGGUCAAGCGCGGCCUAUUUGGCAAAGCCGACUCGAUGGAUUUCACUCGAGUUGCGAUUCCCAAGAUUGCGCUGAGCAAAGAUGACUCGCUUCUCUACUCAUACUAUGGCGUGAUUGCUGGAUGCUGCCUUUCCCUGGGGCUGCGGUUCGCUGGAACCGCUAAUCAGAUGGCCUGCUCCGUUCUCUUGAAUUAUCUGGAUCUGUUCCUCGAUUUGGGUCUCCCAGAAGAUGCCGGCUUUCGGCCUCAAUUGCAACACUGUAUUGCCUUGUGGUGCCAGGAUUCCGUCGUGAUCUCCGUUGGAUUGGUGAUGGCUGGAACAGGAAAUCGAGCCCUCUUCCAAAGAUUCACCCGACUUCACGAGCGUCUCGUGCCGCACGUUUCUUUCGGGAGUCAUGUAGCCACUCAUAUGGCCAUCGGAUUUCUCUUCCUGGCUGGCGGCACGCGGACCCUUGGCACAUCGAGCAAGUCUGUCGCGGCUCUGUUAGCCUCGGUGUUUCCUCGAUUCCCUUCAUCGGUCACCGAUCAACGAGCUCACCUCCAAGCCCUUCGAUACAUGUGGGUUUUGGCCGUCGAGGAUCGAUGCCUUGUUACACGCGAUGUAACGACCCGCGAGCUGUGCUGUGUGCCCGUGUCGAUCAAGGUCUACGACCAAGUGCAUGGAGGCAACGUCAAUACUUUGAGCCCGGAUCAGAGACUCGUGGAAAUGCGGAUGGUUACCCCUUGUCUACUGCCGCCGUAUGAGUUCAUCCAUUCAAUACGCAUAUGCGGGCCUCGGUACUGGUCGUGGAUACUCGAGUUGGGAGCCAAGCGACCAGUCGAUUCCCAGAAGCGGAUUGAACUGGUGGUCAAGCGCAAGAUUGGCCAACUUGGCUAUUUGCAGGAUCCUAAAGGUGUCGAGUCAUUUAUUGGUCAAAUGUUUCCGCGACACCAUAGCUUCUUGAUCAAAGAGUCUCAUCAAGACUUUAUUCAAUCCUUUUCGGCCGAUCCACAGAUCUUGGCCUUUGCCGAGUAUUUCUGUGGGCUUGGAAGCAACGACCGAGCGUGGCAAUCAAACUACUCCGCGCCAAAUCCACAGAGGACAAGAAAGUUCCAUGCCUCCGUCCUGUACGAGUGUCUGGCGCAUGAUCAACCGGAAAUGAUUCAAUCAUUCUUGGAGAUAUACGAAGGUGUCCGCAAUCUUCGAAGGUCGACUGGUCUAUCCAAUCUCUGGAGUGCAAUCAUCGUUCUAUCCUUCUACGAAAGGCAGUCGGUGAAACCGAAGAUUCAAGGACUCGCUCGAUCAAACUCAGCGGCCCCUGUUCGCGAGCACUUUGCAAGAUCCCUUCGACAUGAGCUCGAGUCCUACUUUGGCCAUAUUUUCGGAAGCAGCUCCGUGAGGAGUUUAGGGACAUCGUUGCGGUCGAAAGCGCUCGGCGCCAGGGCAUCGUGUAGUAUCUCAACUCCUGUGCCGCCACCCCGUGAUACCGAUAACGCCAAGCCGCCGAGCGGAGCCACAGCCACUCAAUCGCAUAUCGAGGCGCCGCCUCCAUCGCGAUGUGCGUUGGACGCUUUGGGCGAUUCAUUGCGGGCCAUGAUCCAGAGCGAUUUUGAAGAAGAUUUGCCGGUUGUUUCAGGUUACCCCAGCCCCAGGGAUCUUGCCCUGUACUUGACGUUCGCCCGGUGGCCCCUCAAAGGCGAUCUGGAAGCCAUCUGGUCUCUUCUCAACCAAUUGAAGAAUGGUCGAGCUGGAAGCCACCUUGGCAUAUCAGGCCACGGUUCAAAGGAAUUACCGAGAGGGCUUUCCACGCACCCCUUUGAAAGGAUAGCUCUGGUGAUCCUCUGCAAGCGAUAUCCGCAAACACCGACAUCCACUCUGGGCCAGCUGGUGUCAUUGUUUGUUGAAAGCGAGCCCGGGGACGACCAAGAUACGCUCUGCCAGUGACUCCAGUCCCGGACCAGGAAUACACGCAUCUGUCCGCCACUCGCCAUGGCCAUCCAUAGAUAACUGUAUUGGAUUCUCCUUUACUGGGUCCCGGGCGCUGUGGUUUUGUGGAGGAAGAGGAAGUUACACUGUAUUCAGGGGGAAAUGAGGCAUCACGGUUUCAUUACGAGUGCAAUACACACACAGUAACCAUCCA
Messenger RNA from Polychytrium aggregatum, 6541 nucleotides. RefSeq lists its product as uncharacterized. The record is from RefSeq and is a predicted model, not a curated record. Gene Ontology annotation, cellular component: anaphase-promoting complex. Bases 49 to 6345 code for a protein of 2098 amino acids. Gene Ontology annotation, molecular function: molecular adaptor activity. NCBI's taxonomy places the organism in Eukaryota, Fungi, Chytridiomycota, Chytridiomycetes, Polychytriales. Gene Ontology annotation, biological process: metaphase/anaphase transition of mitotic cell cycle; anaphase-promoting complex-dependent catabolic process; protein K11-linked ubiquitination. The transcript has 8 exons.